AUGACCAGUCAAGGACCCCUAACCGCCUGGCUGCUCUCCGCAACACCUCAAGCAUUCAAACGCGCAACAACACACCCUUUCCUAGCCUCUGCCGGCCGCGGAGACCUCCCAAAAUCAACUCUCUCACAAUGGCUCGCCCAAGACAGACUCUACGCCCAAUCCUACAUCCGCUUCAUCGGCCUUCUCCUAACGAAGAUCCGCAUGCCAGUCCAUAAAGCAAACAGCACCUCCGCGCUAAAGCCAUCCUCGGAACAGCGCGCCGUCGACAUCCUAAUCGACGCGCUGGUUAACAUUCGCACCGAACUCCGCUUCUUCGAAUCCACAGCCCAUGACUACGGUCUAGACCUGACCGCCAUCUCCGCCGAAGAGGGCGGCGCAGGUCUCGCCGAGUCUGGUUCCGGCGGUAUCACCACGUCCGCAGGAAUCUCGACUGCGGGCUCGGGGUCGUGUCCCGGUUCUACGGGUAUAGCGCCCAGUGGUAAGAGUAUCUCCACCGCCGCUGAGGGCGAGGGUGACAUGAAAGCGGGGCACGGUCGCGAGGGACAUCAGCUCUGCGGUGCGCAGGGUGAGUGUCAGAUGCAGGCUGGUGGUGACGUGUGUAAUCCGUCUUUGCCGCAGAAUCCGCAGAAAGGUACCGAUGAGUGCGAGCCGGGUCUUUCAUCUGGUGGACAUUCUGCGUCUGCGACGCCGUUCGAGUCGGGCGGGCCGGCUUACUUUGCGGCGACGCGGAUCACGCGCGCGUAUAUUGAUAUGUUCAUGUCGGCGGGGAGUUCGGGGGUGUCUGUGUUGGAGGGAUUGGCGGUGCUGUGGGCGACCGAGGUGUGUUAUCUUCGGUCGUGGAGGUAUGCGGCGUCGUUUUUGAAGUUGAGAGACGGAGAGAGUAAGGAGGAUGCGGAUGGUGGGGCAUUGAGGGAGAAGUUUAUUCCCAAUUGGUCGAGUGCAGAGUUUGAGGAAUUUGUUGAUCACAUUGGGGAUGUGUUGGAUGAGAUGGCUGCGCAGGUUAAGGGUGCCGAAGAGGCGGAGAUGAUGCGUGCACGGUGUUUGGAGUGGUGGAAGCAGGUUAUUUGGCUGGAGGAGAGGUUCUGGCCUGUUAUGGAUUAA
Messenger RNA from Penicillium cinerascens, 1101 nucleotides. Its product is annotated as putative transcription regulator PAB1642. The record is from RefSeq and is a predicted model, not a curated record. The transcript has a single exon. Bases 1 to 1101 code for a protein of 366 amino acids. Lineage: Eukaryota; Fungi; Ascomycota; Eurotiomycetes; Eurotiales; Aspergillaceae.